Messenger RNA from Drosophila gunungcola (fruit fly), 1145 nucleotides. RefSeq lists its product as uncharacterized. The record is from RefSeq and is a predicted model, not a curated record. The coding region runs from base 200 to 790 and encodes 196 amino acids. The transcript has 3 exons. Lineage: Eukaryota; Metazoa; Arthropoda; Insecta; Diptera; Drosophilidae.
UGCUAAUUGAACCAAUUUGUACAAUUUCAGCAUGUAAAUAUUUAUUAUAGCCAGACUUUUCAGCUUGUACAUUGUCGCAUGCGCGAUGAUAUCUGGGCCUUCGAACAUUUAAAUGUUAACCAGUAGUAAUUACCUUAAAUUCCUACUCCUCUAUUCAUUUGCUAUAUAAGGUGGCUGUACGAUCCGUUGGCAUGCAAAAAUGUUUAAAAUUUUGCUGGUUCUAGUAGUGUCCAUGACCCGAAUUUGGGCCACAGACUACAUGGCAAUCCCUGAGGACUCAUUUCAGCCCUGCACGGACGGCCCACCCGGUUCCAUUGCCAUGGAGGAAGCCUUUUACACGGGAAACUUCAUGGCGGAUCUGGUUCCCGAAGGCAUUACCGUAUCGGGAAACGCCACAACGUUAUGGAAUUUUCCGAGAACAGAUCGCCUACAAGCCAGGGUGAGCGUUUUCCACUUUAAUCGUGGUACCUGGGAACCAACAGUGUUCAACGUACUCACACGGGACAUGUGCAUCGCUAUUUUUGACAAGAAUUCCUACUGGAACCAAGCAUGGUUUCAAAACCUUUUGAACAAGGAGGAAAUAAAGGAAAAGUGUUUGAUAACCAAAGAUACUGUUAUGGUGUAUAAUCCAUUCCUUUUAAAAUUGCGUGCGGAUAAUAUCAUUGGACCUCCUCUUAGUGGACGUUACAAAUCAAGGAUCAUCUUUGAAGCAUUCGACGUAAACGACAAUCGUCGUCCGACAUCUUUGUGCUUCGAGUUUACAGCACAGGUCGAGAGGAUAAGAAAAUAAACAAUAAUAAAUCACACAUUUUUUUAAUAGGUUUUUAAAGCUCGUUGUUUUAUAACUUAACAACGCGAAGAUUAAAAUUUAAGACAAUAUAUUUAACGAGAAGAUUAAAAACAUAAAUGUUAAACACUCAAACAUAGAACAAUAUAUUGAAUGCUUGGGAUCCACGAACAAGGAUAAGUUAACCAAAUAACUCAGUACCAAAAUAUGAUAAGUAUGUGAGUAUGAUAAUUCUAUGCCGUUGUCUUUUCAGACUUUUGAUCCGUAUAAGCCAUUCACUUGCGGAAAACAUCAGUUUUAUCCUUGAAGCAUUUGACAAAAACAACAACCAUCGAGCGACAUGUCGAGAUGAUAAGAA